Molecule: messenger RNA, 955 nt
Organism: Camellia sinensis
Lineage: Eukaryota; Viridiplantae; Streptophyta; Magnoliopsida; Ericales; Theaceae
Source: RefSeq, a predicted model, not a curated record
ACGGGUGGAAAUUACUGUCACAAAUAGUGGGCAUUUGUGACGGCAAUUGACUGUCGCAAAAGAAACCUUAUUAAAACGGCAUCAUUUUAAUAGUUGGAUUUUAUCAGUUGCGAUCGUUUAUCUAUACCAUCGCAAAAGAGACUUCAAGUUCCCAAUCUCAGAGACGAUUUCGAGUUCAUGUUCACUGACGAUCACAGAGAUUUCGAGUUUCCAAUCACAGAGAUUUCGAUUGUUCACCGACGAUGAUCUCUCUGUCGACGAGCGACGACGGCUAGCGGUGGUGCGGCAAUGGCGUAGUACGAUCCCUCUCUCUCGCGCGACCUCAGUUAAAUAAGGGCUCAUCUAGUGAAGGUUCCACCGCAUCAACUAUGCCUGCAACUAAGCUGUAUUGAGUUUGAAAACAAUUCAAUGCUCUGCAAAAGUGAUCGAUACAUAUGGGUUUUUGGUGCCUGUGAAAUUUGUUGAGUUCGAGUUUGAAAAGACCCCUAUUUGCAUCGCUUUUGUUUUGAUGAAGUCCUGGGCACAUUACAAUGUCAUUUUGAAGUCAAUUGAGGUGGGUGAUUCUGUUCUACAACUUCCAUCAGAUGGAUUUGACACUGAUUCUGGAAAACUGAUGAUAAUGGAUAGUGGUACAACCUUGGCAUAUCUUGGGGAUGAAUUGUUUAACCCACUAAUGAAAAAGAUUUUGGCUGCACAACCCAAUUUGAAAUUGCUUAGGUUUCAGCAGCAGUUCACAUGUUUUAAGUUCUCUGGCUCAGCCUGCACAACCAGCACCUGUUCCUUCGACUGGACCAAAUGCAAAUCCAUUGGAUCUUUUCCCCCAGGGCCUGCCAAACAUGGGUUCGAAUGCUGCUGGUGCAGGCACGCUGGAUUUUCUUCGCAACAGUCAGCAGAUAUUUCCAGAGUAGCAGUUUGCUUCUUGUGGAAUGCAGGCGUGUAGAGAUUAUGACUAACU